Molecule: messenger RNA, 4863 nt
Organism: Parnassius apollo (apollo)
Lineage: Eukaryota; Metazoa; Arthropoda; Insecta; Lepidoptera; Papilionidae
Source: the annotation of a GenBank genome assembly
UUGGGAAAUAAUUCUAUAGGCAUAAGCAAAAAUGGAGUUGUUGCAGGGAGGAGAAGCGAGCUCAGCGGCGACUGCGGGCGCGGGUUUUUGGUACGCUUUUGCGUCUGCCGCGACGCACCUGGCCGGCCCGGCGGCAGCGCUCCGUCCGCACAAUGUGGCUUCCUAAACACUCCGGUGUACGAUUUGCAGCAGGUCGGGGAUGUGUAUACAGGCCCAGGAGCAAAAUGUUCGACACUGCCAGCAAUACUGGGCGGGUCUCUACCGCGACUGUCGUCCGAGCAAAGCGAGGCGGUGUCACGUGCGAAAAAGUACGCGAUGGAGCAAAGUAUCAAGAUGGUUCUGAUGAAGCAGACACUUGCCCAUCAGCAACAACAGAUGGCGUCGCAGCGCACACAGGUGCAACGACAGCAGGCUCUCGCGCUCAUGUGCAGGGUGUAUGUUGGAUCCAUAUCAUUUGAGUUGAAAGAAGACACUAUCAGGCAAGCAUUUCUUCCGUUCGGUCCCAUUAAAUCCAUCAACAUGUCAUGGGAUCCAGUCACACAGAAACAUAAGGGUUUUGCUUUUGUUGAAUAUGAAAUUCCUGAAGCUGCACAGCUCAGUCUUGAGCAAAUGAAUGGUGUCAUGCUUGGAGGCAGAAAUAUAAAAGUAGUUGGUCGUCCCUCAAACAUGCCCCAAGCUCAGGCGGUCAUAGACGAGAUCCAGGAGGAGGCCAAGCAGUACAACCGCAUCUAUGUAGCUUCUAUACAUCCAGAGCUCACUGAGGAUGAUAUUAAGAACGUGUUCGAGGCGUUCGGUCCGAUCACGUACUGCAAGCUGGCGCAGGGCACUUCAGCGCACAAGCACAAGGGUUACGGGUUCAUCGAGUACGCGACGUUAGCCGCCGCGCUGGAGGCCAUUGCAUCCAUGAACCUGUUUGACCUGGGCGGGCAGCACCUGCGCGUUGGACGCGCUAUCACGCCGCCCGCCGCACUUGCCGGCGCCAGCACCGCGCACGUGCCCAUGCCAACUGCCGCCGCUGUGGCUGCAGCCGCUGCCACCGCCAAGAUACAGGUGAGCCCCGUGCGCGACGACGCCAGCACCGUGCACGUGCCCAUGCCAACUGUCGCUGCUUUGGCUGCAGCCGCUGCCACCGCCAAGAUACAGGUGAGUCAUGUGCGCAACGCCAGCACCGUGCACGUGCCCAUGCCAACUGUCGCUGCUUUGGCUGCAGCCGCUGCCACCGCCAAGAUACAGGUGAGGCAUGUGCGCAACGCCAGCACCGUGCACGUGCCCAUGCCAACUGCUGCCAGCAACGCCGCACGUCCGUGCCUGCCCUGCUGUGGCUGCAGCCGCUGCCACCGCCAAGAUACAGCCGCUGCCACCGCCAAAAUACAAGUGAGCCACGUGCGCCACGCCAGCACCGCGCACGUGCCCAUGCUCACCGCCACCACCGUGGCUGCAGCCACCGCCACCACCAAGAUACAGGUGAUUCACGUGCGCCACGCCAGCACCGUGCACGUGCCCAUGCCAACUGCCGCCGCUGUGACUGCAGCCGCUGCCACCGCCAAGAUACAGGUGAGUCACGUGCGCAACGCUAGCACCGUGCACGUGCCCAUGUCCAUCGCCGCCGCUGUGACUGCAGCCGCUGCCACCGCCAAGAUACAGGCGAUGGACGCGGUGGCGAGCAACGCGGUGGCGCUGGGACUGACCAAGCUGAACGCGCUGGGCGUGCCGCCUGCCGCAGCGCUGCCCACGCUGGCGGCCGCGCUGCCCAACCUGCCCGCCGCGCUGCCCGUCACGCUGCCCGCCGCGCUGCCUGUCACGCUCCCCGCCACGCUCCCCGCUGCUCUAGGCGCGCUGCCGCUGCCGGCUACGCUGCCGGUCUCGCUCCCUGCAGCGCUGCCCACCGCGCUGCCCCCCGCGCUGCCUGCCACGCUGCCCACCACGCUCCCCGCCAUUCCUGCCGCGCUGCCGGCCGCCAUCCCGCCGCCCGGCGUCGUCAUCCCACCACCGCCAGUCUCCGCGCGCGCAAAUAAUCAGUUCCAAGCGAGCGAGGUGAAAGCAAAUGCGAACGACGGCGGCGGCCAGCAGGCGGCGCUGCAGCGCAAGUUGCUGGACAGCUCGCCCGACACGCUGCAGCAGCAGGAGUCGCUCUCCAUCUCCGGACAGUCGGCACGCCACCUCGUCAUGCAGGUGUGUGUUGUGGUUGUGUUGUGUACAAGUUGCUGGACAGCUCGCCCGACACGCUGCAGCAGCAGGAGUCGCUCUCCAUCUCCGGACAGUCGGCACGCCACCUCGUCAUGCAGGUGUGUGUUGUGGUUGUGUUGUGUACAAGUUGCUGGACAGCUCGCCCGACACGCUGCAGCAGGAGUCGCUUUCCAUCUCCGGACAGUCGGCACGCCACCUCGUCAUGCAGGUGUGUGUUGUGGUUGUGUUGUGUACAAGUUGCUGGACAGCUCGCCCGACACGCUGCAGCAGGAGUCGCUUUCCAUCUCCGGACAGUCGGCACGCCACCUCGUCAUGCAGGUGUGUGUUGUGGUUGUGUUGUGUACAAGUUGCUGGACAGCUCGCCCGACACGCUGCAGCAGCAGGAGUCGCUCUCCAUCUCCGGACAGUCGGCACGCCACCUCGUCAUGCAGGUGUGUGUUGUGGUUGUAUUGUGUACAAGUUGCUGGACAGCUCGCCCGACACGCUGCAGCAGGAGUCGCUCUCCAUCUCCGGACAGUCGGCACGCCACCUCGUCAUGCAGGUGUGUGUUGUGGUUGUGUUGUGUACAAGUUGCUGGACAGCUCGCCCGACACGCUGCAGCAGGAGUCGCUCUCCAUCUCCGGACAGUCGGCACGCCACCUCGUCAUGCAGGUGUGUGUUGUGGUUGUGUUGUGUACAAGUUGCUGGACAGCUCGCCCGACACGCUGCAGCAGGAGUCGCUUUCCAUCUCCGGACAGUCGGCACGCCACCUCGUCAUGCAGGUGUGUGUUGUGGUUGUGUUGUGUACAAGUUGCUGGACAGCUCGCCCGACACGCUGCAGCAGGAGUCGCUCUCCAUCUCCGGACAGUCGGCACGCCACCUCGCGUCAUGCAGGUGUGUGUUGUGGUUGUGUUGUGUACAAGUUGCUGGACAGCUCGCCCGACACGCUGCAGCAGGAGUCGCUCUCCAUCUCCGGACAGUCGGCACGCCACCUCGCGUCAUGCAGGUGUGUGUUGUGGUUGUGUUGUGUACAAGUUGCUGGACAGCUCGCCCGACACGCUGCACGCAGGAGUCGCUUUCCAUCUCCGGACAGUCGGCACGCCACCUCGUCAUGCAGGUGUGUGUUGUGGUUGUGUUGUGUACAAGUUGCUGGACAGCUCGCCCGACACGCUGCAGCAGGAGUCGCUUUCCAUCUCCGGACAGUCGGCACGCCACCUCGUCAUGCAGCUCGCCCGACACGCUGCAGCAGGAGUCGCUUUCCAUCUCCGGACAGUCGGCACGCCACCUCGUCAUGCAGGUGUGUGUUGUGGUUGUGUUGUGUACAAGUUGCUGGACAGCUCGCCCGACACGCUGCAGCAGGAGUCGCUUUCCAUCUCCGGACAGUCGGCACGCCACCUCGUCAUGCAGGUGUGUUGUUGUGGUGUUGUGGUACAAGUUGCUGGACAGCUCGCCCGACACGCUGCAGCAGGAGUCGCUCUCCAUCUCCGGACAGUCGGCACGCCACCUCGCGUCAUGCAGGUGUGUGUGUGGUUGUGUUGUGUACAAGUUGCUGGACAGCUCGCCCGACACGCUGCAGCAGGAGUCGCUUUCCAUCUCCGGACAGUCGGCACGCCACCUCGUCAUGCAGGUGUGUGUUGUGGUUGUGUUGUGUACAAGUUGCUGGACAGCUCGCCCGACACGCUGCAGCAGGAGUCGCUUUCCAUCUCCGGACAGUCGGCACGCCACCUCGUCAUGCAGGUGUGUGUUGUGGUUGUGUUGUGUACAAGUUGCUGGACAGCUCGCCCGACACGCUGCAGCAGGAGUCGCUCUCCAUCUCCGGACAGUCGGCACGCCACCUCGCGUCAUGCAGGUGUGUGUUGUGGUUGUGUUGUGUACAAGUUGCUGGACAGCUCGCCCGACACGCUGCAGCAGGAGUCGCUCUCCAUCUCCGGACAGUCGGCACGCCACCUCGCGUCAUGCAGGUGUGUGUUGUGGUUGUGUUGUGUACAAGUUGCUGGACAGCUCGCCCGACACGCUGCAGCAGCAGGAGUCGCUCUCCAUCUCCGGACAGUCGGCACGCCACCUCGUCAUGCAGGUGUGUGUUGUGGUUGUGUUGUGUACAAGUUGCUGGACAGCUCGCCCGACACGCUGCAGCAGGAGUCGCUUUCCAUCUCCGGACAGUCGGCACGCCACCUCGUCAUGCAGGUGUGUGUUGUGGUUGUGUUGUGUACAAGUUGCUGGACAGCUCGCCCGACACGCUGCAGCAGGAGUCGCUCUCCAUCUCCGGACAGUCGGCACGCCACCUCGCGUCAUGCAGGUGUGUGUUGUGGUUGUGUUGUGUACAAGUUGCUGGACAGCUCGCCCGACACGCUGCAGCAGGAGUCGCUUUCCAUCUCCGGACAGUCGGCACGCCACCUCGUCAUGCAGGUGUGUGUUGUGGUUGUGUUGUGUACAAGUUGCUGGACAGCUCGCCCGACACGCUGCAGCAGGAGUCGCUCUCCAUCUCCGGACAGUCGGCACGCCACCUCGCGUCAUGCAGGUGUGUGUUGUGGUUGUGUUGUGUACAAGUUGCUGGACAGCUCGCCCGACACGCUGCAGCAGGAGUCGCUUUCCAUCUCCGGACAGUCGGCACGCCACCUCGUCAUGCAGGUGUGUGUUGUGUACAAGUUGCUGGACGGUAAUAUGCCUUCGGUUGAUUUGUAUGAGAGCCUGCUGUGA